Messenger RNA from Lycium barbarum (goji berry), 1536 nucleotides. RefSeq names its product ethylene-responsive transcription factor ERF086. The record is from RefSeq and is a predicted model, not a curated record. The transcript has a single exon. Gene Ontology annotation, biological process: regulation of DNA-templated transcription. The coding region runs from base 422 to 1456 and encodes 344 amino acids. Gene Ontology annotation, molecular function: DNA-binding transcription factor activity; DNA binding. NCBI's taxonomy places the organism in Eukaryota, Viridiplantae, Streptophyta, Magnoliopsida, Solanales, Solanaceae.
CUCAACAUUCGAUGUUUAUUUUUAGAUUCAUAAUUUAGAAUGAGAAUGUGUAUAAAUUGAUUUAAUUUUUAAGAAUAAAAGUGUAUGUAAAGAUAUGUCUCGUGUAUUCAUAAAAUUAGUAUAAAUAUGAAUACAUUUUUACCGGUUGAAGGAUAUGUGUAGGCUGGGAUACAGGGGUUCAUAAACUAAAAGGUACUGUACCAAAUACAGUGCAACAGAUACUAGUUACAAGAAAGAAAUCUAAAAGUUGUUAGAAAGGAAAACAAAAUCAAAAUCUUUAAACAGUAAAUUACGUGCAUACUGUCCUUUUCCCUCUCCCCAUAAUCAUUCCAACACUCUUUAAAAAGAGCUACCUCCUCUUCCCAUAUUCAUUCCAAACUUCACUACUUGUCUCAUCAUAAAAAAUAAAAAAAUAAAAAAAAUGUCUUCUUCUUCUUCCACACCAUUGUCAUCAGAUAAUCAUAAUAACAACCACCAAUUACCAUUUGGUAUGUUCGAACCAAUCCGCACACCAACAGGCUAUUCUUGGUUACAACGUAACACAGCCAUAUGUCAGCCUAGUGAGAAGCGGGGCCGCCGUAAGCAGGCUGAGCCGGGGCGGUUCCUCGGGGUUAGACGGAGGCCAUGGGGUCGUUACGCAGCGGAAAUACGUGACCCCACAACGAAAGAAAGGCAUUGGCUUGGCACAUUUGACACUGCUCAAGAAGCUGCUCUGGCUUAUGAUAGAGCUGCACUUUCUAUGAAAGGCACUCAAGCAAGAACUAAUUUUAUUUACACAACUGAUACUGCUAAUACUAAUUUCCCUUCACUUAUUUCUACUCCUUUUGAUGUCCAAAACUUGUUGCAUCCUAAUUCAUCACACUUCAACUUCAAUACUACUACUCAAAGUAACAACAAUAUCAUCAAGAACAAGAAUAUUGUGACUACCACUACCACCACUACUUCUGAUAGUAAUGAGUCAUCUUCAUAUGGUUCAUCACCAAAUGAGAACAAUAGCUUCUUUUCUAGUGAUUUUAAUAAUAAUAAUAAUAAUAAUAACACUAAUUCAGGUUACUUGUUAGAUUGCAUAGUUCCUGAUAGCUGCUUGAAACCACCACCUUCUUCUACUACUAAAACUUGCCAGGAAAACAAUGAUCAUGAAAACAUGAUGACUAGUUUCAAUUCCAUUGAUGGUAUGGUAUCUGAGAAAUUUUCAUUCGACGGUGGAUUUUUGGAUGAAGAGAAGUACAUGUCAUCGUCAUGGGAGAAUUCAUGUGAUGAGUUGUCAGCCAUGAUGAACAACAAUCAAAUGCUGGAUGUGGGAAAUUGCUAUUAUCCAAGCAUGGAGAAUGCAGCCUCUGAUAAUAAUAAUAAUAAUGAUCAGUUGAUGAUGAUGCCUACUGAAACUCCUACUACUUCCUCUACUGUUUUUCAACCUUUUGGUGAUGUGGAGUUUGGAUACACUACUCUCUUUUGAUAUAUUUGCAGCUUCAUUCAAUGUAAUACCAUCUAUGUACUUUUUUGCCUCCCUAAUUAAUUCUCCUUUGCCACCCUAAU